UGUGGUUCAUUCUUUGCUUGCUUCUUCCACUUAAAGUUUACACUUUCAAGAGCGGCAUGUUUAAGUCAACUAUGAAUAUGACAUACAGCACAUUCAUCCAGUAUAGAACAUGGACUCUUACAGCAACAGAUGGGAUGGAGUGUGGAAUGAAAUGCCUUCAUUUUGGAAACUGUAAUUCAUUCUCGUUCCAACAGACUUCCUUCAGUCCAGGAAAUGUUUAUGGAACUUGUGAGGGGGCAAUGCUAUCAACUCUUGUGGAUACAGAUAAUGGUAUAAGAAUAUUCAUUGAUGCUGGGAGUUAUGAUGAGUGGGAUAUUAUAUGCAGUGGCAGCGAGGGUUGCUGUCGAAGAACUGGAAGUGGUAGAGCGCUGUGCGGACUUUGGGAAGGAGAUUGCAACAAUGACAAUGAAUGCACUGGAAUGCUGAAAUGUGGCAACAAUAAUUGUGUGCAGAACUGGGGUGAGGGUGGACUAUGGGAUGCUGAAGAUGAUUGUUGUGAACCCCCCUGUACUCCAAACCAUCCUUGUGCUGAGGGGGAGGGAUACUGUGAAGCUGAUGCAGAUUGUCAGAACCCUGGUUGGCUAAAGUGUGGAAAUGACUUAUGUAUUGACAGCACUUACUUUCCAAGUAAUCUGUUCCCUGAGCAUUCUCUAACCUUCUACAAACCAACUGAUAACUGCUGCUAUAGGGUGUGCAACAAGCGGUACAAAGUGUGUGGACACAAUGAAGUUGGUUGUUUAAAUGAUGAAGACUGUACAACUGGAUUGUACUGCAAGAAAGAUGUAGCUCAGCCAUACUGUGAAGAUAUAAAUGAAUGUGACAGCCUACUCAGUCUUGCAGGAGGUAAUAGUACAGCAUGCGGACCAAAUACCUUGGACUGUUUGAACACCAUAGGAAGUUUUGAAUGCUCCUGUACGGAUGGCUUUACUGGCUGGAGUUCGUUGUCUGGCUGUAGUGAUAUUGACGAAUGUAAACUAGGUUCUCACAACUGCGCUGGAAGAGCUUGUGUAAACUCCUUUGGAAGUUACACAUGUGGCCAGGUCAUUCUUGUAAAGCUGACUGGUGGAGCAACUUCCAAAGAAGGAACAGUAUAUGUCUGGAAUCAAGUGAAUCAAAGAUAUGAAGGAGUUUGUGAUGAUGCGUGGGACAGCCUGGAUGCUGCGGUUGUCUGUAGAUCACUUGGGUUUGGUGGAGGGGAGCAAACAUGGUCAAGUUUUUUUGGUUCAGAAUCAAACUAUUUCAUGGAUGAUGUCCAAUGUACAGGAUAUGAGAGUAGUCUAUUCAGCAUCAUAUACAGAUAUAGACACAUCUUUAUCUAUCAGUUGAUGUCAAACAGAUCUUUGUGUAAUUGUAAUGAAGUAUAUCAGCUUCGUUCGUCACAGCAAGAAAAAUUUCAUAUUGGUUCCGAACUUGGUCCAACAAAUAACCGAGCCUCCAAAGUGACCUCUUUCUCUAAACGAUAUUCUAGAGAUUCCAAUGCUGUGACAACAAAACAAAUCCACCUUCAGGAGAACCGUCCUUACAUCACAACAGCACUCUGCCUCAGGAGAACAGUCCUUAAAUCACAACAACACUCUGCUUCAGGAGAACAGUCCUUACAUCACAACAGCAAUCUGCUUCAGGAGAACAGUCCUUACAUCACAACAGCAAUCAGCUUCAGGAGAACAGUCCUUACAUCACAACAGCACUCUGCUUCAGGAGAACAGUCCUUACAUCGCGACAGCAAUCUGCUUCAGGAGAACAGUCCUUACAUCACAACAACACUCUGCCUCAGGAGAACAGUCCUUAAAUCACAACAGCAAUCUGCUUCAGGAGAACAGUCCUUACAUCACAACAGCAAUCUGCUUCAGGAGAACAGUCCUUACAUCACAACAGCAAUCUGCUUGAUGCGAACCAGGCCAACAUAG
This is a messenger RNA of Eurytemora carolleeae, 1907 nucleotides long. Its product is annotated as fibrillin-2. Gene Ontology annotation, cellular component: membrane. NCBI's taxonomy places the organism in Eukaryota, Metazoa, Arthropoda, Copepoda, Calanoida, Temoridae. Gene Ontology annotation, molecular function: calcium ion binding. The record is from RefSeq and is a predicted model, not a curated record. The coding region runs from base 57 to 1907 and encodes 616 amino acids. The transcript has 20 exons.